This is a messenger RNA of Daucus carota subsp. sativus, 1304 nucleotides long. RefSeq names its product trihelix transcription factor GT-3b. The coding region runs from base 175 to 1056 and encodes 293 amino acids. Lineage: Eukaryota; Viridiplantae; Streptophyta; Magnoliopsida; Apiales; Apiaceae. The transcript is spliced from 2 exons. The record is from RefSeq and is a predicted model, not a curated record.
CACACCAUCUUUCAUUUAAUAUAAAUUGGGCACUCAUCUUUCUGAACCAUCUUCCACCAUUUCAUUAAUCAUGUUAUCUCCUACUUAACAUCAGCCUUCAUUCUCUACAUCUAUAUAAAUUCACACAUAUGCAUCAAACUUCUGUAUACAAAAAUAUUACUUUUCUUGAUUGCGAUGGAUGCAAACUAUCAUUUGAUUCAACACCAACAACAGCAACAGCAACAACUACAACAACAGCAACAACUACAGCAGCAGCAACAACAGCAGCAAUUACUGUACUAUCCUCAACAACAAAUUGGCGUGAGCAUUGAUGCAGUUGGCGAUAGGUUUCCCCAAUGGAGCAUCCAGGAAACCAGAGAUUUCUUGAUGAUUCGAGCCGACCUGGAUCAGAAAUUCAUGGAAACAAAACGCAACAAGCUUCUGUGGGAACUCCUCGCCACGAAGAUGAAAGAGUUGGGUUACAAUCGAAGCCCUGAUCAGUGCAAAUGCAAAUGGAAGAAUCUGGUUACUCGAUACAAGGGCUGUGAGACAAUGGGGUCAGAAGAAAUGAAGCAACAAUUCUCAUUCUACAGUGAAGUGCAAUCGAUUUUCGGGGCGAGGAUGGAGAGGAUGAUAUGGAUGGAAGCAGACGAUGGAGCUGGUGGUUCGAAACAAAAGGUGACACUGCUUUCAUCCGAUGAAGAGGAUGAGAAUGAAGACAGUGAUCUCGGGGACAAAAAGGCGGCCAAGAGCAGUAAGAAAAGAAAGGUAAAGUGUAGCACUAGUACUACUAACAACUCUAAUGUUAAGGAGAUUUUGGAUGAUUUCAUGAAGCAACAGAAGGAGAUGGAAAUGCGGUGGUUCAAGGCAAUGGAGGCAAGAGAACAAGAGAGGAAAAUGAGGGAGCUCGAGUGGAGACAGAGAUUGGAAGCUUUGGAGACCGAGAAGAUGAUGAUGGAAACGAAAUGGAGGGAGAGGGAAGAGGAAUGGAGAAUGCGAGAAGAAGCUAGAGCUCAGAAAAGAGAUGCCCUGAUGGAUACACUUUUGCAGAAGCUUCUUAGAGAAGAUCGUAACUAACAUUGCUUGGUUCGAGAAGAGGAGAAUGUUUCUAGAAUUUCGUAUCUGAAAUGUCUUUUGAUUAGAAUGACAUGUUUAUUUUAUGUUUCAAGUUGCAAAAGUUUAUAACUGAAUUGUCAUCUUUUUCAUUCUAGGUACUAUGUAUGCAUAUGGUCUAAUGUAAUCGAUAAAAUCUUUUACAUUGUAACCGAAUGAUUAAUUAUCUAAUUAUGAUGAAUAUUGUAUAUUAUUAAUUAAUAUUUGGAAUU